This is a messenger RNA of Gigantopelta aegis, 1269 nucleotides long. RefSeq lists its product as uncharacterized. The transcript has 3 exons. Bases 1 to 981 code for a protein of 326 amino acids. The record is from RefSeq and is a predicted model, not a curated record. Lineage: Eukaryota; Metazoa; Mollusca; Gastropoda; Neomphalida; Peltospiridae.
AUGGCCGUGUUACUGUGCGUACUGGUGUCUGUGACUGCUGCUAACUAUGUUCUAGUGGGUUGGUUGCAGCCUAAACUAAGAAUAUGUGUGGUUUUGCUACUUGACAAUAGUUUCUGUGUUUCUUUUCUUUUCUUUUUCCUUUCUUUUCCAGGUGUUUCACUGAAUAUUUCUGGGUCUUCGUCUCAUGCAGUGUUGAACGAGCCAUUUACUUUCACCUGUACAGUCACACAGGCGGCUGGUCUCAGUGAUUCUGUAUAUAUUUAUAAGAAAACAAAGGCUACUGUGUUUGCACCUUUCUACCAGUCUGGUUCUUCGUGUAUUGUGAUAUCUGGUCCACCACCAGGUUACACUGUGGCCUGUGGGAGUGGAACAGACAGCAGCUCGUCCUCCACCAAGAACUAUAUAUUAAAGAUCAACAGAGCUUCAGAACAUGAUACCACAGACUGGUGGUGUUUACUGAAUACAGCUAGAACACGCAGUCAGAACUUCAGUCUGGAAGUUUAUAGCGCAUCACUGGUUCUCUCUGGUUCUUCACCUCACGCAGUGCUGAAUGAGUCUUUCACUCUGACCUGUACUGUGACACAAGCUGCCAACCUUGAUGAUAAAGUAGUGUUCUAUAGGAAAACCACGUUUAGUGUGUUUGCAUCUCUGAAACAGAUAAAUACUUCAUGUGCUGUGUUCAGUGGAGCACCGACAGGUUACACUGCAUCCUGUGGAAGUGGAACAAACAACAGCUCGUCCUCUACCAAGAAGUACACUCUGUUGAUAAACAGAGUUUCUUCAGUCAGUGAUUCUACAGACUGGUGGUGUGAACUAUAUUAUAGUUAUAAACGGAGUCGGAACUUUAGUCUGCAAGUUUACAGUGAGUACAUGUUCAAGGUAUUAUUUAUACAUCGGGUGAUUAAAGAAACAAACGUCACAUUUGUUUUCGAAAAUUCCUUAUUCAAUUUACUGUCCAAUUCUAUACAACCUGAGUCAUAACCUCCAGCAUAGUUGUCUUUCCUUAUUAGUGAACUUUAAUAUGCUGGAAUACACAGCAACAAUGUUAUCCUUCCAGCGUACAGUGAGUGUUUGUAUUCAUCAUGCAAUGAAGUGACUAAUGAAAACACUAUCUUAGGUAUAUAAAUAAAAUAUGUUUUAAAAACGAAAUCUAUCCGUGACACAUAUUCAUAAGCCGUUUGCUUUGUUUUGGUGAGAGUAUUUUUGUUUUGUUUUACUUGUGUUUUAAAUUAGUUUACUAUAAACCUGGUUUUACUGUCGCAAAAUGUG